Messenger RNA from Capsella rubella, 744 nucleotides. Its product is annotated as multifunctional methyltransferase subunit TRM112-like protein At1g78190. The transcript has a single exon. The coding region runs from base 177 to 629 and encodes 150 amino acids. Gene Ontology annotation, molecular function: protein heterodimerization activity. Lineage: Eukaryota; Viridiplantae; Streptophyta; Magnoliopsida; Brassicales; Brassicaceae. The record is from RefSeq and is a predicted model, not a curated record. Gene Ontology annotation, biological process: peptidyl-glutamine methylation; tRNA methylation; rRNA (guanine-N7)-methylation.
UUACACAUAUGACAAAUUUCGUGUUAAUUUAUUACAAUUCUGGAAUACACGAAUUAUAAAUGGUCAACGGUUAGCUGACUCAUAGACAGACUUAAAGACUUUACUUUUGUUCCCGUAUCUAGUUAUGGGCCAUAAAUGGAUAAAGCCCAUGUGAAUCAUACUCAUAAAAAGCUCGCAUGUCCAUUAGGGUACUAAAGUCGUCAGCAACCAAGACACAUCUUCGUCUUCCUCGUUGCGAGAGAGCGAGAGAGCGAGAGAAGAUGAGAUUGAUAGUGCACAACAUGUUGUCUUGCAACAUUAGAGGAGUGGUUAACAAGUUUCCUCUCCGUAUCGAACCUGAGAAGGUAAUCGUGAAAGAGGUCGAUUUCAACCCGGAUUUUCUCAAGCACAUGAUCGCCAAGAUUGAUUGGAAGGCUCUCGUGGACGGUGCACGUUCUAUGGGAUACCCCGAACUUCCCGAUCACCCACCAACGACGCUUGAAUCUGACGAAUCCUUUCUCAGGAAAUUUCACCACUCCUUACUCGAGCUUAACCUAGAGGAAGGCUCACUUGUCUGCCCAGAAACCGGUAGGAAGUUUUCGGUUAACAAAGGAAUACCCAAUAUGCUUCUCCACGAGGACGAGGUUUAAAUUAAGCAUUGUGUUAUAGACUGAUUCAUCUUUCAUUACGUGUUAUGGGUGAUUUCUUUUAAGCUUUAGUACACUUCCAAAAUCUUAAUCUUGAAAACUUGUCAUUCUACUUUAA